CCAAGGUUCUCUCUCUCUCUCCUCUCCCCCCUCUCCCCUCUCCCCUCUCCUCCUCCAUCAACCGUCCUUCCAAUGCCCCGUCAUUCAUGAUUGGGUCUCCUGCUCAGCGCCUCUCCGUCCAGGUCCGGACCCUGGCCGACAGCUAUCUCUCGCGAGCAUUGUCUCGGCGUGCUUCGAGCCUCGCCCACGCCGUCCCCGACGAUCUGCGCCCCGUCAAGCGCCGCGAGUUCCACGACUACUUCGUCACCCAUCUGCCCUCGUCCUCUCUGCAUCCGGACGCCCGAGGCCCGCUGGCCCCCUUCCACAAACUCCCCCGGUCGGAAUCCGUCCCCCAUACGGGCCAGAUCUCGCAUUCCCCGACCUCAUUCCAGCCGCUCGUCGACCGCGACACCACCGUCGUCCGCAUCCCGCUACGCAGCGCCAAACACCACUUUGGCGCCCACUCCUCGCGCGGCACCCGCUCCUACAAUGAAGAUACCUACCAGGCCGGCGUCAUCGACCUGCCCGCCUUCGCCAAGCGACCCCCGGCCUCCCUAACCAUCCGGCGACGGGCGGGCGAGCCGGAGCCCCGCGAAAGCCGUGGCCGGGACACCGCCAGCGGCGAUCCGCAGGUCUUCUACUUCGGAAUCUUUGACGGCCAUGGCGGCUCCGAGUGCAGUACCUUCCUGAAGGACUGGCUCCACGAGUACAUCCAAGACACGGCCGCCGCGUUCGAGCUGCGGUCCAGUCUGCAACGCGACCACGGCGGUCAAUUUCCCUGCGGCGCCGACCCCGCGUCGGGCGCCCUCCCCAUCGUGCAGGGCGGCAACGCGAAACGCAUUGCCGAGCUGGAGAAGAUUCUGGUGAAGAACUGGCGCACCCUGGUCGGGGGCUACUUCAAGCGGUUCGUACCGGCUCACUUCUCGCACAUCGGCAAGAGCGUCUUGCCGGAGGGCCAGGGCCAGGGCGAAGGCGAGUGCGAGAGCAAGGGCGUCACCAUCGAGGAGAUCCUGGAGUAUGCGUUCCUACGGACGGACCUGGAGUUCGUGUCGGCGCAAGCGGCGCGCCGCGACGACGAGUACAUGAAGGUCGGCGAGCUCGUCCACCAGGACGACAUUCUGUACGGGACCAGCCACCCGCGAUCGCUGAAUCUCGGCGGCGCCAGCCGGUUCAAGGGCGGCAGCACGGCCAGCGUGGCGCUCAUCUCGACCCCGACCCCGAUGCCGUUCUGGCACCCGAACGCCCCGUCCAGCCUGCUGGUGUCUCACGUCGGCGACACGCGCAUCCUCCUGUGCUCGACGGAGACCGGGCUCGCCAUCCCUAUCACCUCGAACCACCACCCCUCUUCCCCCAUCGAGGGCAGCCGACUCCGGCGCUACGCCGCGACGUUCGUGACGGACUCGUUCGGCGAGGAGCGCAUGAGCGGGCUGGCCAACACGCGGGCCUUUGGAGAUGUGCAGUCCAAGCGGAUCGGCGUGUCCGCGGAGCCCGAGAUCCACCGCAUCGAGAUGGCGCCGGCCGAGUACUCGUUCCUGGUGCUCAUGACGGACGGGGUCAGCGGCACGCUGCUGGACCAGGAGGUGGUCGACAUCGUCAAAGAGGCGCGCACGCCCGACCAAGGCGCCCGCGACGUCGUCAGCUUCGCCACGGAGGUCACCCGCGAGGGCGACAACACGACGUGUCUGGUGGUGCGGCUGGGCGGGUGGGAGCGUCGGCAGGAAGGCGGCUUGGGCAGUCUGGGGACCAAAGAGUCGCGCGAAUGGCGGAGACAAGAAGCGACAGAUCCGCGCCGGUCACGGAGAUGAUGAAGAUGAGAAGACUUUAGAUAGAAAUUGCCUUGUAUAUACAUUCUUAUUGAUUUGAUGAAGCUGGGAUGGAUGGAUGGGAUGCGUGUGGGAGGGAUUGAUUUUUUUUUUGUGUGUACAUAUGCUGUCGUUGAAC
Aspergillus heteromorphus CBS 117.55 is the source of this 1920-nucleotide messenger RNA. Its product is annotated as PP2C family serine/threonine-protein phosphatase. Bases 87 to 1784 code for a protein of 565 amino acids. The transcript has 2 exons. Lineage: Eukaryota; Fungi; Ascomycota; Eurotiomycetes; Eurotiales; Aspergillaceae. The record is from RefSeq and is a predicted model, not a curated record. Gene Ontology annotation, biological process: protein dephosphorylation. Gene Ontology annotation, molecular function: cation binding; protein serine/threonine phosphatase activity.